ACCCUCCGUCCACUCACAACAUUCCCCCUUCCCUCCUCCAUUCCUCCAUUCAUGCGCAGUCACAUCUUUUGCCUUGAAGAGGAGGGGAGGGGAGGAAAAUUACACGGAAAAUUCAAUCCAGCUCGUCAAACUGCUUUCAACUCGUCAAACUGUCUUCGGCUCGUCAAACUGCUUUCAACUCGUCAAACUGUCUUCAGCUCGUCAAACUGCUUUCAGCUCGUCAAACUUCUUUCAUGGCAUUUGUACCGCCUACAUGGUGCUCAUGGCCAGUGACUCGCCAUUCUUUUCUUCGCUGCCAACACCAACCUGCCUUUAUCCAGCUCCAGCUCAUUCAGUCCAUCUCCCUGACGGCCAAAGACAACCACUUGCAUCUACUGCCCUUGCUCAGCAGAACACCACAUCGGGCUCUUCCUACACUGUUUAUAGCUGUUCUUGAGGGAUGGUGGGCAAUGGAAAUUGAUCAGGAGCAUAGUGAGACGGGCAAACUUGGUCGGGAUUCUACAGAGGGUGAAUAAUCGGGAAGCAAACUAGAACGUCAAGUCCGAUCCAAUACACAUUCAUUUGACCACUUCA
This is a messenger RNA of Trichoderma atroviride IMI 206040, 573 nucleotides long. The record is from RefSeq and is a predicted model, not a curated record. NCBI's taxonomy places the organism in Eukaryota, Fungi, Ascomycota, Sordariomycetes, Hypocreales, Hypocreaceae.